GCCACACCUCCCGGUGACGUCAGAGGGGGCGUGGCUGCAGUCGGUUUUAAACCUCAGGCAGAAAAGCAGCGCCGAGCAGAAGCGACCCGCUGCCGGAUUUCCAGGUUUCGGUUCCGAUCCAGAAGGACUUUAUAUGGAGGAGGUUCGGCUCCGCUUCCCGCCCUCCACAGGACAAAACAGCCGCUGAGCAAUUCCCCCGGCUGGCGGUUCGGAUCCCUCUGGACCAGCAGCUUUUCCAGCAGGAGAUUCAGAGCCGUGCUCUGCUCCUCCAGGUUGCCAUGGUGAACAGCAGGGUGGAGGCGGUGCUGGGCGGCGGCGGGGCGACGGGCGCCCGGGCGUGUGCGGGAUGCGGCGGGCGCAUCAUGGACCGCUUCCUGCUCUUCUCCAUGGAGCGCUACUGGCACACCCGCUGCCUGAAAUGCUCCUGCUGCCACGCCCCGCUGGGCGAGUUCAGCAGCAUCUGCUACAGCAAGGGAGGCAUGAUCCUCUGCAAGAACGACUACAUCAGGCUCUUCGGUCACAGCGGCGCCUGCAGCGCCUGCGGACAGUCCAUCCCGGCCAGUGAGCUGGUGAUGCGGGCUCAGGGCAGCGUCUACCACCUGAAGUGUUUCAGCUGCGCCACCUGCAGGAACCGGCUGGUGCCCGGCGACCGCUUCCACUACGUCAACGGGACGAUCUUCUGCGAACAGGACCGGCCCGGCGCCGCCCUGGUGGCGCUGCAGGGCGGCAGCAUCAUGGCCGAUCAGAAGGUUUGCUGAGGAAGACGAUGGAGCCAGACGUGCCUUCUUCUUCUUCUUCUUCUUCUUCUUCUCCUACUUCUUCCCCGUCUAUCGCCGUCCUUCAUCAUCAUCUUCCUCCUGCUGAAUGCGCCCAGUGAACCCGACAGCCGGUCCGGUCCGGUCCGGUCAGCAGUGGACGCUCUUCUUCUUGUAAAUAAAGUUUGUUUGGGACGCAACAGGAAGUCCUCCAAGGUUUACCAGGAAAUGAUGAAGACUUGAGGUUUGAACUUUGACUAGGCCACUGCUGCUCCAGCUGAUGGACUCUGAUUGGACGCAUCCUGGACCAAUCAGAGGCUGGCAGACUGAAAGUCAAGCCCGCAUCAUGAUACCUCCUCCGCCGCCUGUGUGAGCGUCUGGCUGACGUCUCCCCGCCGCCGCAGGAGGAAGUUCCUGUUUGUCUGGUUUCAGUUUUUAUGAAAAUUUGUCAAAAGUUUCCGUUAAAAACAAAAAAUCCUGAAAAUAAAAUGAUUUUUACUGAAUUAUCUGACAUGAAUCUUCUGUUAUUUAAGCAGAAUUAUUCAUAUCUGCUGCUCAGAACCGGCGGUGCCCAAAGUGUGGCUCGGGGGCCGUUUGCGGCCCUUGGACUGAUUUUGCGCGGCCCCCGACUGUAGCUGGUUUCACCAGAUUUGGCCCCAGCAGAUGGAAACUUCUUUUUUUUUUUACACAAAGAUUAAAAACAGGCUGAAAUCUUAUAAAAACAGUAAAAAAUAUUUAAAUAUUUAUCACUGCUUCUGUUCUUUUGUAAGAAAACAAACAUAAAAAUUGUUUUUUAUUAUUAACACCUGAUAAGUUUUUCUUUUCAAAGAGAAAAUCUGCAGAAUAACAAAGUUUUCACUCGACUUUCAACUGAAAACCAAAAAUACUUUUAGUUUUAUUAAACUGUUGCAUCAUCAGAACAAUAAAGAACUUAAAGC
This is a messenger RNA of Gambusia affinis (western mosquitofish), 1693 nucleotides long. RefSeq names its product LIM domain only 4a (gene lmo4la). The record is from RefSeq and is a predicted model, not a curated record. The transcript has 5 exons. NCBI's taxonomy places the organism in Eukaryota, Metazoa, Chordata, Actinopteri, Cyprinodontiformes, Poeciliidae. Bases 279 to 758 code for a protein of 159 amino acids.